Messenger RNA from Nannochloropsis gaditana CCMP526, 690 nucleotides. RefSeq names its product dna ligase 4-like protein. The record is from RefSeq and is a predicted model, not a curated record. The coding region runs from base 64 to 690 and encodes 208 amino acids. Gene Ontology annotation, cellular component: DNA ligase IV complex. The transcript has 2 exons. Gene Ontology annotation, molecular function: DNA ligase (ATP) activity; ATP binding; DNA binding. Gene Ontology annotation, biological process: double-strand break repair via nonhomologous end joining; DNA recombination; nucleotide-excision repair, DNA gap filling.
UACCUUAUUAUUGACGUCCUCUUCCAAAUUAAAGCCCUAGGUCGUGCAGAAGGCCGGCGUGCCAUGGCGGGCAUGUGGGCUUUAGACACGAUGGCGCUGCCGUCGGUGAAAGACAACAUGGAGGAUGCCUCUCGAUCGUCCGAAAACUUGACGGGAGUUGAUCAACAUGCGGCUGAAUCGUAUCCUACGGCUCCAAAGGCCAUCGACCCUGUGGAUACGAGGCAAAACUUCACGGAAGAGGCUUUGGUCAAGCUAGAAGCAGCCGCAAACUCGUUGCCUUUUGCCCACUUUUGUGACAAAUGUGAGAAAGCAGCCCAAGCUAAGAGUGCACAGAAGAAGCGUUCCAUUUUUUUCGACAAGGAACUAAUAUAUCGGCUCCAGCGUGCCUCGCCUGGGCCCGUCUCCAUCUUCCCAAUUUUGCGUUUUUUGCUUCCCGAGACCGAUCCACGGCAGGGACAGUUCAAGCUGAGGCACCGAACGAUGGGAGAUGUCAUCGUAAAGACUUUGGGCUUGGCGACGAAAUCUAAAGCGGCACUACGGAUCAUGAACUUCUCAAUGCCGGAACAUAACGGACCCAGGAUGGGACCCAAUGGUCGUAUUUUGAAUACAUUGGGGGACUUUGGCAGCACCAUUGAGGACGUGCUCGUUUCCCGCAUCCGACAGGUACACUUUCCCCCUCCCUCCCUUUAG